Molecule: messenger RNA, 672 nt
Organism: Saxophila tyrrhenica
Lineage: Eukaryota; Fungi; Ascomycota; Dothideomycetes; Mycosphaerellales; Extremaceae
Gene: URA6
Product: bifunctional uridylate/adenylate kinase
Exons: 1
Coding region: 1-672 (223 amino acids)
Biological process (GO): UDP biosynthetic process; 'de novo' pyrimidine nucleobase biosynthetic process; CDP biosynthetic process
Cellular component (GO): cytoplasm; nucleus
Molecular function (GO): ATP binding; UMP kinase activity
Source: RefSeq, a predicted model, not a curated record
AUGCCCGCUUUAGAGAACAACCCCGCCCUCGUGGCUCCCAAACGUACAUCGCCACUCUUCUCUCCAGGCACUGGUCCCGACUCCGCCCUGGUCAUCUUCGUUCUCGGCGGUCCAGGUGCAGGCAAAGGCACCCAGUGCUCCAACAUCGUGCGAGACUACGGCUUCAAGCAUCUGUCUGCGGGUGACUUGCUGCGAGAAGAGCAAGACCGACCGGGAAGCGAGUUCGGCGACAUGAUCAAAUCCUACAUCAAGGAAGGUCAGAUCGUUCCGAUGGAGGUCACGAUCCAAUUACUGGAAAAUGCCAUGAAUUCUGAAAUCGAGAAGAGUGGGAACAGGAAGUUCCUGAUCGACGGCUUUCCGCGGAAAAUGGACCAGGCGACAAAGUUCGAGGAGGUGGUAGUGCCGAGCAAAUUCACGCUUUUCUUUGACUGCACUGAGAGUACCAUGCACGAGCGGUUGAUCGAGCGGGGAAGGAGUAGCGGGCGGGCGGACGACAACGAGGAGUCAAUCAAGAAGAGGUUUAGAACGUUCGUCGACACAAGUAUGCCGGUGGUGGAGCAUUUUGAGAAGGAGGGCAAGGUGGUGAAGGUGGAUGCCAACGUGGACAAGGAUGCGGUGUAUGAGAAGGUCAAGGAGGGCUUUUCGAAGCGGAGUGUGCCUGGAAAGGAGUAG